GAGCUCAUUCCCCACGCCGGCCACCCUGACUCUGUCCCGGACGGUGUGCCCGCAGCCACUGCCAGCCAUGGCAGGGCCCCAGGGCCGCCUCCUGCUCUACCUCCUGGUCUUAUGUCUGGCAGGCUCCAGCUUCAUCAAGGGGCAGAAGGUGCGGUCUAAGCGCUGUGACACAAAGACCAGGUACGUCACCCACACGCUCUGCACCCCAUGCGCUGCUGUCACGAGGCAGAUGUGUCCCCCAGGCUGGACCCGAGAAUUCCCUGAGAAGAUAUCACGGGACUGCCACUAUGAGGUGCAGCUGGGGGACUCCUUGACAUCCAUGAGUGGCUGCAGGCAGGAGUGCUGGAAGGAGGUGGUGCAGAAGGCCUGUUGCCCCGGCUACUGGGGGUCUAUGUGCUACGAGUGCCCCGGAGGGGCUGAGACCCCAUGCAACGGCCAUGGAACCUGCCUGGAUGGCACGACCAGGAAUGGGACCUGCAUUUGCCAGGAAAACUUUAGCGGCACAGCCUGUCAGGAGUGCCAAGACCCCAGUAGGUUUGGGCCUGAUUGCCAGUCUGUGUGUAGCUGCGUGCAUGGUGUGUGCAAUCAUGGGCCACGUGGGGAUGGGAGCUGCCUUUGCUUUGCUGGAUACACCGGCCCCCGCUGUGACCAAGAGGUACCUGUCUGCCAGGCCCUGCAUUGCCCCAAGAACUCUAAGUGCUCCGCAGAGGCCCCCUCCUGCCACUGUCUGCCCGGCUACACCCAGCAGGGCAGCGAAUGCCUAGCCCCCAACCCCUGCCAGCCACGGUCACCCUGCGCUCCAGUGGCCCAGUGCUCUGUGAGCCCCACAGGGCAGGCACAGUGUCGCUGCCCAAACCGCUACCAUGGUGAUGGGACGGUGUGUCUGCCCAAGGACCCAUGCACCAUCAACAAUGGUGGCUGCCCCAGCAACUCCACCUUAUGUAUAUACCAAUGGCCAGACAAGGCCUCCUGCUCAUGUAGACCUGGCCUGCUCAGCGUCAACCAUAAUGCCUCUGCUGGCUGCUUCACCUUCUGCUUCCCCCAUUCCUGUGACCGGUCAGCCACCUGCCAGGUGACCCCUGAGAAGAAUAUCAGCUGUGUGUGCAAGGAGGGCGAGGUGGGGGAUGGGUAUGCCUGCUACGGGCACCUGCUCCACGAGUUGCAGAAGCCCAACCAGGUGGGCCUGGUGUACCUGCGUCUGAGAACUGCCCUCGACAUGUUGGGCCAGGGCUGCCGGGAGCUCCUCACCACUGCAGGCCCGUUCACUGUGCUCGUUCCAUCGGUCGUCUCCUCCCCCAGGAGCAUGAAUGUAUCCUUUGCCCAGCAGCUCUGCAGACAGCACAUCAUCGCAGGACAGCACGUGCUUCAGGAGGAGGGCCUGCAGACACGAAGGUGGUGGACACUGGCUGGGCAGCCCCUCACCAUCACCUUCAACCGCUUCAUGCGCAAAUACACCUACUGGUAUGAAGACCAGCCCCAGAAGAAAAUCACCAUCCACAGGGCCAACUACCCAGCUGCCAAUGGUGUCUUCCACGUGGUCACCACCCUGCGGUUGGAGCCCUCCUCAGGGCUUCCUGGGGACCCUGAGAGAACUAUCGGCAGGAUCCUCGCUUCCACGGAGGCCUUCAGCCGCUUUGAGACCAUCCUGGAGAACUGUGGACUGCCCUCCAUCCUGGACAAGGCAGGGCCCUUCACGGUCUUUGUCCCAAGCAAUGAGGCUGUGGACAGCUUGCGUGACGGCCGCCUCAUCUACCUCUUCACAACAGGUCUCUCCAAACUGCAGGAACUGGUGAAGUUCCACAUCUAUAGCCAGGGCCACAUGACCACUGAGAAACUCAUUUCGAAGGGUCGUGUCCUCACCAUGGCGAACCAGGUCCUGGCUGUGAACAUCUCUGAGGAGGGGCGCAUCCUGCUGGGACCUCAGGGGGUCCCACUGCGGCAAGUGGAUGUACUGGCUGCCAACGGCGUGAUCCACGUGCUGGAUGGCAUCCUGCUGCCCCCAACCAUCUUGCCCAUCCUGCCCAAGCAGUGCAGUGAAGAGCAGCACAAGAUUGUAGCGGGCUCCUGUGUGGACUGCCAGGCCCUGAACACCAGCAUAUGCCCCCCAAACAGUAUGGAACUGGACAUCUUGCUUAAGGAGUGUGUCUACAUUCAUGACCCUACUGGGCUCAAUGUCCUGAAGAAGGGCUGUGCCCGCUACUGCAACCAGACCAUCAUGAAACCUGGAUGCUGCAAAGGGUUUUUUGGGCCUGACUGUGCACAGUGUCCUGGGGGCUUCUCCAACCCCUGCUAUGGCAAAGGCAACUGCAGUGAUGGGGUCCAGGGCAAUGGGGCCUGCCUCUGCUUCCCAGACUACAAAGGCAUUGCCUGCCACAUCUGCUCCAACCCAAAGAAGCAUGGAGACCAGUGCCAGGAAGACUGUGGUUGUGUCCAUGGUUUAUGUGACAACCGUCCAGGCAGUGGGGGUGUGUGUCAACAUGGCACGUGUGCCCCUGGCUUCAGUGGACGCUUCUGCAAUGAGUCCACGGAGGACUGUGGGCCCAUGGGCCUAGCCCAGCACUGCCACCAGCAAGCCCGCUGUGUCAGCCAGAGGGGUGUCUCCAGGUGUCUCUGUCUUGACGGCUUUGAGGGUGAUGGCUUCACCUGUACUCCCAGCAACCCCUGUUCCCACCCAGACCGUGGUGGCUGCUCAGAGAAUGCCGAGUGCAUCCCCGCGGCCUCAGGUACCCACAACUGCACAUGCCACAAAGGCUGGAGUGGGGAUGGCCGGGUCUGUGUGGCCAUCGACGAAUGUGAGCUGGACACACGGGGCGGCUGUCACACCGAUGCCAUCUGCAGCUACGUGGGCCCUGGGCAGAGCCGGUGCACCUGCAAGCUGGGUUUUGCUGGAGAUGGCUACCUGUGCAGCCCCAUCGACCCCUGCCGGUUGGGCAACGGUGGCUGCCAUGACCUGGCCACCUGCCGGGCAGUAGGGGGAGGUCAGCGGGUCUGCAAGUGCCCGCUUGGUUAUGGGGGUGAUGGAUUCAGCUGCUACGGAGACAUCUUGCAGGAGCUGGAGGCAAACGCUCACUUCUCCACCUUCUCCCAGUGGAUCAAGAGUGCCGGCAUCACCCUUCCCGCUGACAGCCGCGUCACAGCCCUGGUGCCCUCUGAGUCUGCCAUCCGCAGCUUGAGCCCUAAGGACAAGGCCUUCUGGCUGCAGCCAAGGAUGCUUCCACAGCUGGUCAGGGCCCAUUUUCUCCAGGGUGCCCACUCUGAGGAGCAGCUGGCCCAGUUGGGUGGGCAGGAUGUGGCCACUCUGAACCCUACCACACGCUGGGAGAUUCACAACAUUAGUGGGAGGGUCUGGGUGCAGAACGCCAGCGUGGAUGUGGCUGACCUCCUUGCCACCAAUGGUGUCCUACACAUCCUCAGCCAGGUUUUAAUGCCUCCCCUGGGCAAUGAGCUGCAGGGGCAGGGGUUACUGCAGCAGCUGGGCUCUGUGCCAGCCUUCAGUCUCUUCAGGGAGCUGUUGCAGCAACACAGGCUAGUGCCCCAGAUUGAGGCUGCCCCUGCCUACACCAUCUUUGUGCCCACAAACCGAUCCCUGGAGGCCCAGGGUAACGGCAGCAGCCUGGACGUGGACACAGUGCGACACCAUGUGGUCUUGGGGGAGGCACUCUCAGUGGAAGACUUGAGGAGAGGGGGACACCGCAACUCCCUCCUGGGCCCCGCCCAUUGGCUAGUGUUCUACAACCACAGUGGCCAGCCUGAGGUGAACCAUGUGCCACUGGAAGGCACAGUGCUAGAAGCCCCGGGCCGUUCACUGUUCGGCCUGUCUGGUGUCCUGACGGUGGGCUCAAGCCGCUGCCUGCACAGUCAUGCGGAGGCCCUGCGGGAGAAAUGCAUCAACUGCACCCGGAAAUUCCGAUGUACCCAGGGCUACCAGCUGCAGGACACUCCCAAGAAGAGCUGUGUCUACCGUUCUGGCUUAUCCUUCUCCCGGGGCUGUUCUUACACAUGUGCCAAGAAGAUUGAGGUGCCUGACUGUUGCCCCGGCUUCUUUGGCACACUGUGUGAGCCAUGCCCGGGGGGUCUGGGUGGUGUGUGCUCCGGCCAUGGGAAGUGCCAGGACAGACUGCUAGGCAGUGGGGAGUGUCACUGCCAGGAGGGCUUCCACGGGACAGCCUGUGAGAUGUGUGAGCUGGGCCGCUACGGAGCCAGCUGUGCUGGAGUGUGUAACUGUGCCCAUGGGCUGUGCCAGGAGGGGCUACGUGGAGACGGAAGCUGUGUUUGUGAUGUGGGCUGGCAGGGCCUCCACUGUGACCAGAAAAUCACCAGCCCUCAGUGCCCAAAGGAAUGUGACCCCAAUGCCAACUGCAUUCAGGACUCAGCUGAAGCCCCUGUCUGUGUCUGCGCUGCAGGAUACUCAGGCAACGGCACCCACUGUUCAGAGGUGGACCCCUGUGCCUAUGAUCAUGGGGGCUGCUCCCUCCAUGCCAACUGCACCAAGGUGGCACCUGGACAGCGGACAUGUACCUGCCACGAAGGCUACACAGGCGAUGGGGAGCUGUGCCAGGAGGUUAACAGCUGUCUCAUUCACCAUGGGGGCUGCCACAUUCAUGCCGAAUGCAUUCCCACAGGCUCCCAGCAGGUCUCCUGCAGCUGCCGUGAGGGUUACAGUGGGGAUGGUGUCCGUACCUGUGAGCCUCUGGACCUCUGCUCCCAGCGAAAUGGAGGCUGUAGCCCCUAUGCAGUGUGCAAAAGCACAGGGGAUGGCCAGAGGACGUGCACCUGCGACACAGCCCACACAGUGGGUGACGGAUUUACCUGCCGUGCCCGAGUCAGCCUGGAGCUCCUCCGGGACAAGCAUGCCUCAUUCUUCAGCCUCUACCUCCUGGAGUACAAAGACCUCAAGGGCGAUGGGCCUUUCACAAUCUUCGUGCCUCACUCAGAUCUGAUGACAAACCUGACAUUGGAUGAACUGGCCCGAAUUCGUGCACACCGCCAGCUUGUGUUCCGUUACCACGUGGUCGGCUGCCGGCAGCUGCGUAGCCAGGAGCUGCUGGAUGCCGAGUAUGUCACUGCGCUCUCUGGGCACUCGCUACGCUUCAGUGAAAGGGAGGGCAGCAUAUAUAUCAAUGACUUUGCGCGAGUGGUGAGCAGCGACCAUGAAGCUGUGAACGGUGUCCUGCACUUCAUCGACCGUGUCCUGCUGCCACCCGAUGCGCUACACUGGGGGCCUGACGCUGCCCCAAUCCCGCUGAGAAACAUCACUGCCGCUGCUGAGAGCUUCGGUUAUAAGAUCUUCAGCGGCCUCGUGACGGUGGCUGGCCUCUUGCCUUUGCUUCGAGAGGUGUCCCAUAGGCCCUUCACAAUGCUGUGGCCCACAGAUGCUGCCUUGCGAGCCCUGCCCCCUGAGCGCCAGGCCUGGCUGUACCAUGAGGCUCAUCGUGACAAGCUGGCAGGCAUUCUGCGGGGCCAUGUGAUUGACAGCAUUGAGGCUUUGGCAUCCGACCUGCCGAACCUGGGCCCACUCCGCACCAUGCAUGGGACCCCCAUCUCCUUCUCCUGCAGCCGCACCCGACCUGGUGAGCUCAUGGUGGGUGAGGAUGAUGCCCGCAUUGUGCAGCGGCAUCUGUCCUUUGAGGGUGGCCUGGCCUAUGGCAUUGACCAGCUGCUGGAGCCACCAGGCCUUGGUGCCCGCUGUGACCGCUUUGAGACCAGGCUAGUGCAGAAGGCCUGCAGCAUCUGUGGGCUGGAGCCACCUUGUCCUCAAGGCUGGAAGGAGCAGGGCACCCCCGAGGCCUGCUGGCACUUCUACACAAAGUUCCGGCCACCCUUUUCACUACGCCCCUGGACACAGAGCAGCAUCUGGGCACGGCCCAGCCUCUGGGGCCAUCCCCAGGGCCUGGGCAGGGGUUGCCGCCGAAACUGUGUCACCACCACCUGGAAGCCCAGCUGCUGCCCCGGUCACUAUGGCAGUGAGUGCCGAGCAUGCCCUGGGGGCCCCAGCAACCCUUGUAGUGACCAUGGUGUGUGCUCGGAUGGCAUGAGCGGCAGUGGGCAGUGCAAGUGCCACACGGGUUUCACUGGGACAGCAUGUGAACUCUGUGCCCCAGGUGCCUUUGGGCCCCAUUGCCAAGCCUGCCACUGCACCUCCCAUGGCCACUGUGAUGAGGGCCUUGGGGGUUCUGGUACCUGCUUCUGUGAUGAGGGCUGGACUGGGCCACGCUGUGAGGUGCAGCUGGAGCUGCAGCCUGCGUGCACCCCACCCUGCGCUCCCCAGGCCGUGUGCCGUGCGGGCAACAGCUGCGAGUGCAGCCUGGGCUAUGAAGGGGAUGGCCAUGUGUGCACAGUGGUGGACCUAUGCCAGGAUGGGCAUGGUGGCUGCAGUGAGCAUGCCAACUGCAGCCAGAUGGGCACAGUGGUCAUCUGCACCUGUCUGCCUGAUUAUGAGGGUGAUGGCUGGAUCUGCCAGGCCCGCAACCCCUGUGAAGAUGGCCACCGUGGGGGCUGCAACGAGCAUGCUGACUGCCUGAGCACCGGCCCGAACACACGGCGCUGUAAGUGCCACACUGGCUAUGUGGGUGAUGGGAUUCAGUGUCUGGAGGAGCCCGAGCUACCUGUGGACCGCUGCCUGGGCCAGCCCCGACCCUGUCACGCAGACGCUGUGUGCACUGACCUUCACUUCCAGGAGAAACGGGCUGGGGUCUUCCACCUCCAGGCCACCAGUGGCUCUUAUGGCCUGACCUUUUCAGAGGCUGAGGCAGCAUGUGGGUCCCAGGGAGCUGUCCUGGCUUCUCUCCUUCAGCUCUCUGCUGCCCAACAGCUGGGCUUUCACCUGUGUCUUGUGGGCUGGCUGGCCAAUGGCUCAGCUGCCCACCCCGUCGUUUUCCCUGCGCCAGACUGUGGUGAUGGCCAGGUGGGCAUAGUCAGCCUGGGUGCCCGUCAAAACCUUUCAGAGCGCUGGGACGCCUACUGCUACCGCAUUCAAGAUGUAGAAUGCCAAUGCCGUGAUGGCUUUGUGGGUGAUGGGACCAGCAUGUGCAACGGGAAGCUACUUGACGUAUUGGCUACCACUGCAAACUUCUCCACUUUCUAUGGGAUGCUGUUGGGCUAUGCCAACACCACCCAAAGAGGUCUCGACUUCCUGGACUUCCUGAAUGAUGAGCUCACCUUCAAGACACUCUUUGUCCCUGUCAAUGAAGGCUUUCUGGACAACAUGACACUUAGUGGCCCAGACCUGGAGCUGCAUGCCUCCAAUGCCACCUUCCUGAGUGUCAACGCCAGCCAAGGGACUUUGCUUCCUGCUCACUCGGGCCUUAAGCUUGUCAUCAGUGAUGUGGGCUUUGGCAAUAGUUCUUGGGCCCCUGUGGUCCCUGGGGCAGUUGUGGUUGGCAGUGUCAUCCAGUGGGACAUCAUAGCCUUCAAUGGUAUCAUCCAUACUCUGGCCAGCCCCCUUCUGGCACCGCCACAACCUCAGGCGGUGGUGGCACGUGAGGCCCGACCUGUGGCAGCAGGCGUGGGGGCCGUGGUGGCCACUGGAGUGCUGCUUGGCCUGGUGGCUGGAGCCUUCUACCUCCGUGCCCGAGGCAAGACCACGGGCUUUGGCUUCUCCACCUUCCAGGCAGAAGAUGACGCUGAUGAUGACUUUUCUCCAUGGCAGGAGGGGACUAGCCCAACUCUGGUCUCUGUCCCCAACCCUGUCUUUGGCAGCCACGAUGACUUUUGUGAACCCUUUGAUGAUUCACUCCUGGAGGAGGACUUCCCAGACACCCAGAGGAUCCUGGCAGUCAAGUGA
This is a messenger RNA of Orycteropus afer afer, 7783 nucleotides long. It is a transcript of the gene STAB1, whose product is annotated as stabilin 1. The record is from RefSeq and is a predicted model, not a curated record. Lineage: Eukaryota; Metazoa; Chordata; Mammalia; Tubulidentata; Orycteropodidae. Gene Ontology annotation, biological process: cell adhesion. Gene Ontology annotation, molecular function: calcium ion binding; hyaluronic acid binding.